Messenger RNA from Bursaphelenchus okinawaensis, 342 nucleotides. NCBI's taxonomy places the organism in Eukaryota, Metazoa, Nematoda, Chromadorea, Rhabditida, Aphelenchoididae. The record is from the annotation of a GenBank genome assembly.
AUGGACUCUAUGUCUAAAGUUAGACUUUUCUACGAAUCUUUUGGUCAUUUAACGUCAGGUCCUCCGGCCAAAAGAAGUAAAUCGGCAGAUUAUAGGAAUAGUUCACGGUGUUCUGCACGGCUGCCUCAAAAUCAUAGCACAGAGCAUCGAAGUGUUCACAGACCUAAUACAAGAAAAGAGAUUGUAGUUUCAGCUAAGCUGUAAGUUAUAGAAUUUUAUUAUAUGUUAUUUUCAAGUUUUUGAUUAUAAAUCAAACAUUACAGGAAUAGUUCCCGAUCUUCUGAACGGCGGUCUCAAAUUCAUAGAACAGAGCAUAGAAAUACUCAGAAAAGUACUACAUGA